This is a messenger RNA of Columba livia (rock pigeon), 4367 nucleotides long. RefSeq names its product lysyl oxidase like 2 (gene LOXL2). Gene Ontology annotation, cellular component: membrane. The record is from RefSeq and is a predicted model, not a curated record. NCBI's taxonomy places the organism in Eukaryota, Metazoa, Chordata, Aves, Columbiformes, Columbidae. Bases 1023 to 3353 code for a protein of 776 amino acids. Gene Ontology annotation, molecular function: protein-lysine 6-oxidase activity; copper ion binding. Gene Ontology annotation, biological process: peptidyl-lysine oxidation; collagen fibril organization. The transcript is spliced from 18 exons.
CGCCUCAAUCAUCUGUGUGCGGAGCAACCUUUACGGAGCUGAGCGUAUCUGCUGCGUGAAUUGGAAAGGGCGAGUCGACCUGCGGCUCCAGCGAGUCUACAGAGUGAAAACACGAGGUUUGGGGAGGCAAUGAGCCUUUCCUUUUCAGAAGAACUGAAAAUUGGAGACGAGAGAUUAUAGAACCUAAUAGCGUGUAUCUAAUUUUUGGGAGCGUAGACCGUGACUGUGACUGCUUGUCUGUGUGGCAAGGUGUGUCCUUCAGGCAGAUGCAGAAGAAAAGAUGCAGCUGCAAUAUGAAGGGGGCAGCAAACUCCCUGAAUCCAGCGUGUUACCUCGAAGAGCUUUGCUGAAUUCCUGCUGAAUGCUUCGCUUUAUGCAACCGGCAAACCCUUCCAUCAGCUGGAAGCCUGCAUGGCAUUUGCUGCUCGUAUCCUUACCUGACCCGGGCAUUCGGCAAACAUUCCUUCGGCAGGCUGUCAUGUUUCUCCAUGCCCCGAUCAGCAGACGCUCACACAUUCCUCCUGGCCAAACUGCCUUCGGGUUCCUGCCAGUCCGAAAUAACUCUGCGGAGCUUCUGCUGCGACACGUUUUCCCAACGACGUUCCUGAGACUGAACGAGAACACAAUUGACCCUGCAGGAGGCUUUUCCAACUCAUGGCAACGUGGCUGUCAUGGCCAUUACACUAUUAUCAGAUGGUGUAGUCUCCUCUGGGAUAUUUUCCAGCGCAGAGGGGACCACUCAGCCGGCAAAGAAAGAACUUCGUCAAGCGGGACAAGAGCGAGGUCACCCCCAGCACAACCCACCACUGGCUCCGAGGCAAAUGCCUUUCGUCCCCAGGUCUCAAAGCACCUCAGUAGGAAGCGCAGGAUCACCAGCCCUGUUUAACACCAGGGGAAACUGAGGCACGGCCCUGGACGUGACCUGCCCGAGGUCCCGCAGCAGGACAGCCACGCGGUCCCUACCUGCACUGGUCGGCCGCUGGUAGCAAAGGACUUGGCUCGGGGAGCUGUGAGCGCUGAAAAUGGCGAGAUUCCUGCGUUUUCCCCGUAACCACUGUCUCAUCGCGCUGUUCUUCGCCUCCCUGAGCCCGCUGGGCUUUGCCCAGUAUGAACACUGGCCCUACCUCCCCGGUUACCCCGAGCCACCCCCGCAGGUAUACCAGCCCCCCCAGAGGCCGGCCAACGUCCCCAAGAUCCAGCUGCGGCUCGCGGGGCAGAAGAGGAAGCACAACGAAGGAAGGGUUGAGGUGUUUUACAGCGGAGAGUGGGGCACGGUGUGCGACGACGACUUCUCCAUCCACGCCGCGCACGUGGUCUGCAGGGAGCUGGGCUACGUGGAGGCCGUGUCCUGGCUGCCCAGCUCCAAGUACGGAAAGGGGGAAGGGAAAAUUUGGCUGGACAACGUCCACUGCACGGGCAAGGAGAGCACCCUGGCGGCGUGCACGUCCAACGGCUGGGGGGUGACGGACUGCAAGCACACCGAGGACGUGGGGGUGGUCUGCAGCGAGAAGAGGAUCCCCGGCUUCAAGUUUGACAACUCCUUGCUUAACCAAAUAGAGAACAUGAACAUCCAGGUGGAGGACAUAAGGAUCCGGCCCAUCCUCGCCACCUACCGCAAGCGGGUGCCCGUCACCGAGGGAUACGUGGAGGUGAAGGACGAGGGGACCUGGAAGCAAAUCUGCGACAAGCACUGGACCAUGAAAAACUCCCGCGUCGUCUGUGGCAUGUUUGGGUUUCCGAGCGAGAGGAAAUACAACACCAACGUCUACAAGAUGUUUGCCAGCAGAAGGAAGCAGCAUUACUGGCCGUACUCAAUGGACUGCAGUGGGAACGAAGCUCACAUCUCCAGCUGCAAACUGGGCAACCACCUCAACGUGGACACGGGGAAGAACGUGACAUGCGAGGACGGGAUGCCCGCUGUCGUCAGCUGCGUCCCCGGACGCGCCUUCGCCCCCAGCAGCCACAGCGGCUUCCGAAAAGCCUUCAGGCAAGAGCAACCCUUGGUGAGGCUGAAAGGAGGAGCCAACACGGGCGAAGGACGAGUGGAAGUGCUGAAAAACGGGGAGUGGGGGACGGUUUGCGACGACAACUGGAACCUGGUGUCGGCCAGCGUGGUGUGCCGGGAGCUGGGCUUUGGCAGCGCCAAGGAGGCGAUAACGGGCGCCAGGCUCGGGCAAGGCAUGGGUCCGAUUCAUCUCAACGAAAUCGACUGCACGGGCUUUGAAAAAUCCCUCACGGACUGCAAAUUCAACACGGAGUCGCAGGGUUGUAACCACGAGGAAGACGCUGCCGUGAGAUGCAACGUCCCAGCCAUGGGUUUCCAGAAUCAGCUGCGUCUGAGCGGCGGCCGCAACCCGUACGAGGGCCGGGUGGAGGUUUUGGCGGAACGCAACGGCACGUUGAAGUGGGGGACGGUCUGCAGCGAGAACUGGGGCACGGUGGAGGCCAUGGUGGUGUGUCGGCAGCUGGGCCUGGGCUUCGCCAGCCAUGCCUUCCAGGAAACCUGGUACUGGCACGGAGAUGUCAGCGCUGACAACGUGGUCAUGAGCGGCGUCAAGUGUUCGGGGACGGAGAUGUCCCUGGCCCACUGUCGUCACGAUGGAGCCCAUGUCUCCUGUCCCAGAGGAGGCGGUCGCUUCGGUGCUGGUGUGUCCUGCUCGGAGACUGCCCCGGACCUGGUGCUCAACGCGGAGCUGGUGGAGCAGACUGCGUACCUGGAGGACCGGCCGAUGUUCAUGCUGCAGUGCGCGCUGGAGGAGAACUGCCUGGCCAGCUCCGCCGCCAACACCUCGGUCACCUCGGGGUACCGGCGCCUGCUGCGCUUCUCCUCCCAGAUCCACAACAACGGCCAGUCCGACUUCCGCCCCAAAAACGGCCGCCACGCCUGGGUCUGGCACGACUGUCACCGACAUUACCACAGCAUGGAGGUUUUUACCCACUACGACCUGCUGAACCUCAACGGAACCAAGGUGGCCGAGGGACACAAAGCCAGCUUCUGCCUGGAGGACACCGAGUGCGAAGCAGAUGUGCAAAAACAGUACGAAUGCGCCAAUUUUGGUGAACAAGGCAUCACGGUGGGGUGCUGGGACGUGUACCGGCACGACAUCGACUGCCAGUGGAUCGAUAUCACCGACGUCCCGCCGGGCGAUUACCUCUUCCAGGUUGUCAUCAACCCGAACUACGAAGUUGCUGAAUCCGAUUACUCGAACAACGUGAUGAAGUGCAGGAGCCGCUACAACGGGCAGCGCAUCUGGAUGUACAACUGCCACAUAGGCGGCUCCUUCAGCGACGAGACGGAGCAGAAGUUCGAUCACUUCAGUGGACUCACAAAUAACAAGGUGUCCACCCGAUAGAACGGCGGCACCUCCCACCCCACUAUUUAAAGAAGCGAGGUCUCCCGCUUCGGUCAUUUCCCUAACCACUGCACACAAAGGAAAGAAAAUCAAGCAAACAAUCAAACUCUACGUUAGCAAGGUAAAUUAUUUCCUGAAGGCGCCUUCCUUCCCAGUUUAGGUGCUCAGACCACCAUGUAUCUCUAAUUCCAGUCCUAAAUACCGCGGUCCUUAGGAGCGGGAUUUUAGACUCAGCUCCGUAUCUUCACCGUUCCAACCUUCUCCCUCUGCUCGGCAGCACCAUCUUUAUUCCCAGACACAGCAAACGCAAUUUGCCUUUGUUUGGGUCCCACCAACCUGAAGGUGUCUUGACUGUUCAUUUUCUCCAAGGCAUUAAUCUCGGUAUCUUUAAGCUCUUUUGACUCAAGCUUGAACGCACCAUUGAUGCAAACGCCUCCAUUUGUGACGCGGCUUCUCGAACACAGCUAAUCCUCCGUACCGCCACCGAUUACUCCGUUUUAGCAAAGAAAUAAAGGGGAAAAACCAAGAAAAAAGGAGCAGCUUUUUCUCAGCAGAACAGCAUAAAGCAUAAUUUAAUACUCUUGAAACUCUGGUAUCCAACAACCAACCCCCAGCACAACCUCCGCAGAACUGUUUUCUGCUCCAACCUCCACCGUCGUAUCCCAAAGACUUUGCGCAUCUCCUGAUGAUGAGUCCACUGGGCUGGGAAAUCCCAUUCCACAAGUAAGCUAUUUGCCCAAAACAUCCUACAUGUCUAAAUAUGACCCUCUAUGCUGGAUAUUCCCUCCACCUUUCCCUUAAAGGAUUUAGUUUAAGGCAUCGUAUCCUCACUGUACCUUAGAGGUCGCUUCGUGGGAUCAUCAUCAGGGUUUGGACCCCCGUAAGUUGCCUUGGAAAGGAUUCUUACAGUCGGGAAAUUCAUCAUGGUGCUAAGCGUGCUCCUCUGUUUGUUUGAGGACACGCGUCGCUACACAUUUUCAGACACUUGAAUAAAAACGUUUUACCCAGAGAAAA